UAUUUUACAUCGAUACAGGAAACAAAGGAAACACGAUAAUUCCGAUGAAUGAACCAUUGACGUAUAAUCUCAUCUUGAGGAACCGAUACAUCCGAACAAGAAGAAACUCAUACUCUCGACCAUAAUUCGAUAAACAUCGACGAGUAGAGUGUGGAUGUAUAGAGGUGACGAAACCGAUUUUCGCGAUCGAUAAGGAAAAUAGACACGCAACAGCUGUCUGCUGAACUGCUGUAAAUGAGAAGCGUGGUGCUCGUCAACGAGUAAGCAAGAGAAUUAGAAUUUCUGUCGGUCGGAGGAUUAAAAUAAGGAAGAUCGAGAAAGAUGGUGGGAUACGUGAGGUAUUUGUUCGCCAUAAUGAUCUGCAUCGCGAACAUGAUCGUCUACGGGUUGAAGGUCAACAUAGCCGUGGCUGUGGUCGGAAUGGUGAAGCACACGGACGAAAUAUCAGACGCCUCGGACGAAUGUGAUUUCGUUCCUAUAGCAGAAGUGAUCGAUAUAGAGGGUCCGUUCGAAUGGACUUCGACGCAGCGUGGCUUGGCCAUAAGUAUUUAUUUCGCCGGUUAUCUGGUAGGAAUGUUCCCAUGCGGAUAUUUCGCGGAUCGCUUCAACUCGAGGAACGCCCUGCUGAUCUGCGUGCUGGGGAACGCGAUUUUGACACUGAUAGUUCCAGUAGUGGCGCCCGUGUUGUGGCUACUUUACGUCACGAGAUUCGUAAUGGGCGUGGUGAGCGCGCCCAAUCUUCCCAUAGUGGCCAUCAUGGUUGGCAGAUGGGUCGUUUACGAGGAGAAGAGUUUAUGGUUCGGUAUUAUUUAUUCCGGGACGUCGAUCGGCACCGUCAUCUCCAUAUUGACGUCAGGAAUGAUACUGCACGCCCUCGGAUGGGAGGCAGUGUUUUACAUACACGGUGCCCUCUCGUUGAUCUGGUGCGUCGUCUUCCUCGUCUUCUUCCGCGAGAGCCCGGAAACGCAGUAUUACAUAUCGGAGGAGGAGAGGCACUACAUAGUGACCUCGUACGGGCAUCGUGGACUUGAAUCGGUUCACAUGAAGGUGCCGUGGAAGGCCAUCUUCACGUCGGUCCCGUUUCUGGCCCUCAUUUACACCAACACGUUCGGAAACUUUGCCUGGUACUUCCUGCUCACGCAGCUGCCCAUGUACAUGAACAAGAUUCUGAGAUUCGACAUUCAAUCCAACGCAAUUCUGAGCUGUUUGCCGUAUCUCUUGGCCGCAAUAAUGAACCCGAUCUUGGGAAGGUUUCUGGAUUGGGGCAGAGCACGAAAUUAUUGGACCCAAACCGGUGGACGAAAGAUCGCAGUGGGGAUGAGUUGCAUCCCACCCAGUCUUUUCCUGCUUAUUAUCGCCUACAUCGGUUGCUACCGAGUAAUCGCUGUCAUAUUGUUGAUGCUUAGCGUAAUGUUAGGAGGUUCCAUUUUUGUCGGCCAUCUUGCCAACCACAACGACUUGGCGCCCAACUAUGCUGGAAUUUUAAUGGGUAUUACGAAUACUCCGGGAACUAUUUCAGCGUUUAUUUUGCCAGCCAUAGUGGGCGCGCUCACGGAAGCUGGGCAUACCAUGGCACGAUGGAGAUACGUGUUCUGGAUAACAAUUAUUGCACAAAUGUCUGCAUUUGUUGUAUUCACCAUCUUCGGUUCGGCAGAGAUUCAAGAAUGGAAUUACUAUGGGGUAGAAGCGGAAGAAAAUUGAAGCAAACUGAAUUUGUAACACUCUGUGUUUUAUCCCCUUAUUUAUACCAUUUUACAUUUCACUUCGAGUAUAAAUAUAUAUUUUUAUCGAUAUUAUUAUUAUAUAGAUUUUUUCUUUCUUUCUUUUUUACGGAUAUACGACAAUCAAUAAUUUUUAUUUCAACGGUGACAGUACUUGUAAAUUUGUCGAUUGUGUAUCCCGAAAGGAGAGUGUAUCCGAAAGAGAAUUUGGGUUAAGAAUUUGGAUACA
Molecule: messenger RNA, 1950 nt
Organism: Apis mellifera (honey bee)
Lineage: Eukaryota; Metazoa; Arthropoda; Insecta; Hymenoptera; Apidae
Product: putative inorganic phosphate cotransporter
Exons: 6
Coding region: 322-1701 (459 amino acids)
Biological process (GO): monoatomic anion transport; transmembrane transport
Molecular function (GO): transmembrane transporter activity
Source: RefSeq, a predicted model, not a curated record